Ictidomys tridecemlineatus (thirteen-lined ground squirrel) is the source of this 9207-nucleotide messenger RNA. NCBI's taxonomy places the organism in Eukaryota, Metazoa, Chordata, Mammalia, Rodentia, Sciuridae. The record is from RefSeq and is a predicted model, not a curated record.
GGCGGCGGGAGGCGAGGCCAGCGCAAGGCCCGUCGUCUGGGUCCUGGCCGUGGGGUCAGGGUCCCCGCGGCUUGUCCCUGAGGGUCUCUGCUGCUCCGGUGUCGGGGAGCAGCGUGCAGGAGCCUGGGGGUCCGCCUGGCCCCUGGCCCCUGCAGGGCCGUCGGCUGGGGUGGGAGCCCAAGUCUCGCGGGAAGGGAGCGGUCGCCCGGGCCUGGCGGCAGCCCUGCAGGAAGGAUGGGCCUGCGGCUGGCCGCUGGGAGUCUGCUGGAGGCCUGUGGCCGCCCCUGUGCGUGCACCACGCUGCCCCCCGGCUGGCACGGCCGCCCCCCGCCCGCUGCCCUGUGAGCGGGGCUCCUGCCAGCGGAGCUCCCAGCCGCCAGCAAGACCGGUCAUGUGGUCGGAGCUUGUGACAGUGGCCCGUGAUCAGAUGGCAAGGACUGGCCUUUAGUCCUCAGUGGUGGUCACCAGAGCGUUCUUCAGGGCCUGAGGCUCAGCUCCUGCCACCAUGUCGGGAUCCACGCAGCCCGUGGCACAGACAUGGAGGGCCACCGAGGCCCGCUACCCGCCCCAUGGCAUCUCCUACCCGGUGCAGAUCGCCCGGCCCCACACGGUAAGGGGUGGCGCCCUUUGGGUCUCUUGCUCCUACUCCUUUCCUCCCCUGCAAGCCAGGCUGCUGUGGCUCGGGACACCCUCUGCGGCAGGGCACCUUGUCAGAGGCUGCCCUGCCCUAGGGCCCUUCCAGGCCUGGGGUGUUUGCGGUAGCCUCUCAGGGGACCCCCCGGGCCCUGUAGAGCCCUUGGACGUGGGCCUGUGGCUGGCCCUGCCAUACCGUGUGCCCGGUCUCUGCAGGUCUCAGGAGCUCCACCUGCGCCCCGAGUCCCACUCGUACCUGCCCGAGCUGGGGAAGUCUGAGAUGGAGUUCAUGGAGAGCAAGCGCCCGCGCCUGGAGCUGCUGCCCGAACCCCUGCUGCGGCCGUCCGCGCUGCUGGCCACAGGCCAGCCCAGCGGCUCUGAGGACCUCACCAAGGAGCGCAGUCUGACGGGCAAGCUGGAGCCUGUGUCGCCCCCCAGCCCCCCGCACGCCGACCCCGAGUUGGAGCUGGUGCCCCCCCGACUGUCGAAGGAGGAGCUGAUCCAGAACAUGGACCGCGUGGACCGCGAGAUCAGCAUGGUGGAGCAGCAGAUCUCCAAGCUGAAGAAGAAACAGGUGUGGGUGGGCCCGGGGGGCCUGGGCGGUCACCAGUGUAGUUGGCAGGCUCCCCACGUGGGGACUCUGGAGCUCGGGAGGGGGGCCUGGCCAGCUCCCCGGGCAGAGGCUGGAAGGACCCGCACUGGUGUCACCGCCCGGGAGGGGUGGUGGGUGGGCAUGCCGUGGGCGCUUCAGGCCCAGGCCAGGUGGGCUUGCGGGCGCUGCUGUCGCAGCCUGGGGCUUUGGUCCGGGUCCCUCCCCGGGCUGUGGGCCAGCGUGCCGGGAGGGGCGCUGCCUGCCCCGGAGGCCUGGCUCACAGUUUCUUCUGUCUCCCCCCACCCCUUUCCGUCCCUGCAGAAGAAGGCCGAGGCUGCCCACCGGAUCCUCGAAGGCUUGGGACCCCAGGUGGAGCUGCCGCUGUACAACCAGCCCUCGGACACCCGGCAGUACCACGAGAACAUCAAGAUAAACCAGGCGAUGCGCAAGAAGCUGAUCCUGUACUUCAAGCGGAGGAACCACGCGCGCAAGCAAUGGGAGCAGAAGUUCUGCCAGCGCUAUGACCAGCUCAUGGAGGCCUGGGAGAAGAAGGUGGAGCGCAUCGAGAGCAACCCCCGGCGGCGGGCCAAGGAGAGCAAGGUGCGCGAGUACUACGAGAAGCAGUUCCCCGAGAUCCGCAAGCAGCGCGAGCUGCAGGAGCGCAUGCAGAGCAGGGUGGGCCAGCGGGGCGGCGGGCUCUCCAUGUCGGCGGCCCGCAGUGAGCACGAGGUGUCUGAGAUCAUCGAUGGCCUCUCAGAGCAGGAGAACCUGGAGAAGCAGAUGCGGCAGCUGGCUGUGAUCCCGCCCAUGCUGUACGACGCUGACCAGCAGCGCAUCCGGUUCAUCAACAUGAACGGGCUCAUGGACGACCCCAUGAAGGUGUACCGGGACCGCCAGGUCAUGAACAUGUGGAGCGAGCAGGAGAAGGAGACCUUCCGGGAGAAGUUCAUGCAGCAUCCCAAGAAUUUUGGCCUGAUCGCCUCGUUCCUGGAGAGGAAGACGGUGGCCGAGUGUGUCCUCUACUACUACCUGACCAAGAAGAACGAGAACUACAAGAGCCUGGUGCGGCGGAGCUACCGGCGCCGAGGCAAGAGCCAGCAGCAGCAGCAGCAGCAGCAACAGCAGCAACAGCAGCAGCAGCAGAUGCCCCGCAGCAGCCAGGAGGAGAAGGAGGAGAAGGAGAAGGAGAAGGAGGCGGAGAAGGAGGAGGAGAAGCCGGACGUGGAGACCGACAGGGAGGAGCUGGUCAAGGCAGGGCCUCCAGGACACCUGCUGACCGCUUUGCCUUCCUCCACAGCUUCUAUGGAGAUGAACGAGAGCUCGCGCUGGACCGAGGAGGAGAUGGAGACAGCCAAGAAAGGUCUCCUGGAACAUGGCCGGAACUGGUCGGCCAUCGCCCGGAUGGUGGGCUCCAAGACGGUGUCGCAGUGUAAGAACUUUUACUUCAACUACAAGAAGCGGCAGAACCUCGACGAGAUCCUGCAGCAGCACAAGCUGAAGAUGGAGAAGGAGAGGAAUGCCCGGAGGAAGAAGAAGAAAGCCCCGGCCGCGGCUAGCGAGGAGGCGGCCUUCCCACCCGUGGUGGAGGACGAGGAGAUGGAGGCCUCGGGUGUCAGCGGGAACGAGGAGGAGAUGGCUGAGGAGGCAGAAGCUGUCCACGCCUCUGGGAACGAGGUGCCCAGAGGGGAAUGCAGUGGCCCAGCUACCGUCAACAACAGCUCCGACACGGAGAGCAUCCCCUCCCCCCGCACCGAGGCCACCAAGGAUGCGGGGCAGAGUGGGCCCCAGCCCCCGCCGGCCCUGGGUGCUGCUGGGACCCCCGCUGAGCCGCCCACUCCUCCGCCUGAGGACGCCCCAGCCCCUGCCCAGCCCACCCCAGCUGCAGACGCCAGUGGCCCCCCCACGCCCCCACCUGCACCCGUGUCACCCGCGGUGCCCCCUCCUGCGGCCCCCAAGGAGGAGAAGGAGGAGGAGGCCACUGUGGCACCCCCAGCAGAAGAGGGGGAGGAACAGAAGCCCCCUGUGGCCGAGGAGCCUGAGGGGGACGCGGGGAAGAUGGAAGAGUCUGGCUCAGUCCCCGAGGAGCCCGAGCAGGGUGACUGCAAGGAGGAGGCCGAGGAGGAAGGCCCGGACAAGGCCAGGGCUGGGGAGGCCAGCACGGAGGCUGCACCCGAGGGGCCGCUCAAGGUGGAGAAGAAGGAGGGCGGGAGCCGCAGAGCCCCCGCCAAGGCCUCGGGCGCCCCCCAGGACAGCGACUCCAGUGCCACCUGCAGUGCCGACGAGGUGGACGAGCCCGAGGGAGGGGACAAGAGCCGGCUAUUGUCCCCAAGGCCCAGCCUCCUGACCCCAACCAGUGAUCCCAGGGCCAACACGUCACCUCAGAAGCCACUGGACUUGAAGCAGCUGAAGCAGCGGGCGGCCGCCAUCCCCCCCAUUGUCACCAAGGUCCAUGAGCCACCCCGGGAGGAGGCAGCACCCCCUAAACCAAGUCCCUCUGCCCCAGCGACCCCACAGCACCUACAGCCGGAGGGUGGCCCUGCCCAGCCGCCCAGCACCAGUCCUCCAGUAAAAAGCAGGAGCCCCGCGCCUCCCGCCGAGAAGGAGGAGAAGCCUGCGUUCUUCCCAGCCUUCGCAGCCGAGGGCCAGAAGCUGCCUGCAGAGCCCCCUUGCUGGACCUCCGGCCUGCCCUUCCCUGUGCCCCCUCGGGAGGUGAUCAAGGCCUCCCCACAUGCCCCGGACCCCUCAGCCUUUGCCUACACACCACCUGGUCACCCGCUGCCCCUGGGCCUCCACGACAGUGCCCGGCCUGUCCUGCCACGCCCACCCACCAUCUCCAACCCACCUCCCCUCAUCUCCUCCACCAAACACCCCGGCGUCCUCGAGAGGCACAUGGGUGCCAUCUCCCAGGGAAUGUCGGUCCAGCUCCACGUCCCAUACUCCGAGCACGCCAAGGCCCCCGUGGGCCCCAUCAGCAUGGGGCUGCCCCUCACCAUGGACCCCAAGAAGCUUGCGCCCUUUAGUGGGGUGAAGCAAGAACAGCUGUCGCCACGGGGCCAGGCUGGCCCACCCGAGAGCCUGGGCGCACCCACGGCCCAGGAGAUGUCUGUGCUGAGAGGGACAUCUCUGGGCUCCGUUGCGGGCGGGAGCAUCACCAGGGGCAUACCCAGCACGCGGGGGCCCUCCGAGAGCCCCAGCGCCUACCGGGGCUCCAUCACCCACGGUACCCCGGCCGACGUCCUGUACAAGGGCACCAUCACCAGGAUCAUCGGCGAGGACAGCCCCAGUCGUUUGGACCGGGCCCGGGAGGACAGCCUGCCCAAGGGCCACGUCAUCUACGAGGGCAAGAAGGGCCAUGUGCUGUCCUAUGAGGGUGGCAUGUCUGUGUCCCAGUGCUCCAAGGAGGACGGCAGGAGCAGCUCAGGGGCACCCCAUGAGGCGACGGCCCCCAAGCGCACCUACGAUGUGAUGGAGGGCCGUGUGGGCAGGACCAUCUCCUCAGCAGGCAUUGAGGGUCUCAUGGGACGCGCCAUGCCCCCCGAGCGGCACAGCCCCCACCCCCUCAAGGAGCAGCACCACAUCCGCGGCUCCAUCACCCAAGGGAUCCCUCGGUCCUACGUGGAGGCCCAGGAGGACUACCUACGCAGGGAGGCCAAGCUGCUGAAGCGCGAGGGCACGCCACCCCCGCCACCACCGCCCCCACGGGACCUGGCUGAGGCCUACAAGACCCGGCCCUUGGAGGCCCUGGGCCCCCUCAAGCUGAAGCCAGCCCACGAGGGCCUGGUGGCCACCGUGAAGGAAGCGGGCCGCUCCAUCCACGAGAUCCCCCGCGAGGAGCUCCGGCGCACCCCUGAGCUGCCCCUGGCCCCACGGCCACUCAAGGAGGGCUCCAUCACCCAGGGCACCCCGCUCAAGUACGACACGGGCUCGUCCUCCACGGGCUCCAAGAAGCACGACGUGCGCUCCAUCAUUGGCAGCCCUGGCCGGACCUUCCCACCUGUGCACCCGCUUGACGUGAUGGCGGACGCACGGGCUCUGGAGCGUGCCUGCUACGAGGAGAGCCUGAAGGGCCGGCCGGGCGCUGUGGGCAGCUCCGGGGGCUCCAUCACCCGUGGGGCCCCAGUCAUCGUGCCCGAGCUCGGCAAGCCACGGCAGAGCCCCCUGACUUAUGAGGACCAUGGGGCACCUUUCACCGGCCACCUGCCCCGUGGCUCACCCGUGACCACCCGAGAGCCCACGCCUCGCCUACAGGAAGGCAGCCUGUCCUCCAGCAAGGCGUCCCAGGACCGGAAGCUGACCUCAACACCCCGCGAGAUCGCCAAGUCCCCGCACAGCGCGGUGCCCGAGCACCACCCGCACCCCCUCUCCUCCUACGAGCACCUACUGCGCGGCGUGAGUGGCGUGGACCUGUACCGGGGGCACAUCCCGCUGGCCUUCGACCCCACCUCCAUACCCCGCGGGAUCCCUCUGGAUGCAGCCACUGCCUAUUACCUGCCGCGACACCUGGCGCCCAACCCCACGUACCCACACCUGUACCCGCCUUACCUCAUCCGCGGCUACCCGGACACAGCUGCGCUGGAGAACCGCCAGACCAUCAUCAACGACUAUAUCACCUCACAGCAAAUGCACCACAACGCAGCGGCCAGCGCCAUGGCCCAGCGCGCGGACAUGCUGAGGGGCCUCUCACCCCGGGAGUCCUCCCUGGCGCUCAACUACGCCGCCGGCCCGCGAGGCAUCAUCGACCUGUCCCAAGUGCCACACCUGCCUGUGCUGGUGCCCCCAACGCCAGGCACCCCAGCUGCCGCCAUGGACCGCCUAGCCUACCUGCCCACAGCACCCCCGCCCUUCAGCAGCCGGCACAGCAGCUCCCCACUGUCCCCAGGAGGUGCCUUGACCAAGCCGACGGGCACAGCCUCGUCAGAGCGGGAGCGAGAGCGAGAGCGGGAGCGGGACAAGUCCAUCCUCACGUCCACGGCGACCGUGGAGCACGCGCCCAUCUGGAGACCCGGUACGGAGCAGAGCAGCAGCAACAGCAACAGCGGUGGCAGUGGGGGUGGGGCCAACAGCAGCCGCCCUGCCCCCCACUCUCAUGGCCAGCAGCACUCGCCCAUCUCCCCCCGGACCCAGGACGCCCUGCAGCAGAGACCCAGCGUGCUGCACAACACGGGCAUGAAGGGCACCGCCACCCCUGUGGAGCCUAGCACGCCCACGGUCCUGAGGUCCACCUCCACUUCCUCGCCUGUCCGCCCAGCUGCCACAUUCCCGCCCGCCACCCACUGCCCGCUGGGAGGCACCCUCGAAGGGGUCUACCCCACCCUCAUGGAGCCUGUGUUGCUGCCCAAGGAGGCCUCCCGGGUGGCGCGGCCCGAGCGGCCCCGUGCGGAUACCGGCCACGCCUUCCUCCCCAAAUCCCUGGCCCGUGAGCCUGCCUCCUCCCCCGGCAAGACCUCCGAGCCCCGGCCCCUCGCGCCCCCCAGCUCCAGCCAUGCGGCGGCCAUCGCCCGCACCCCAGCCAAGAGCCUCGCAGCCCAGCACGCCAGCCCGGACCAGCCGGCGCCGUCCACCUCGGCCUCGGAUCUGCACCGGGAAAAGACUCAAAGUAAACCCUUUUCCAUCCAGGAAAUGGAGCUCCGCUCUCUGGGGUACCAUGGUGGGUACAGCCCCGAUGGGGUGGAGCCCGUCAGCCCAGUGAGUUCGCCCAGCCUGACCCAUGACAAGGGGCUCCCCAAGCACCUGGAGGAGCUGGACAAGAGCCACCUGGAGGCCGAGCUGCGGCACAAGCAGCCAGGCCCCACGAAGCUCGGCCCUGAGGCUACCCACCUCCCACACCUGCGGCCGCUGCCUGAAAGCCAGCCUGCAUCCAGCCCGUUGCUCCAGACUGCCCCUGGGGUCAAAGGUCACCAGCGGGUGGUCACCUUGGCACAGCACAUCAGUGAGGUGAUCACGCAGGACUACACCAGGCACCACCCGCAGCAGCUCAGCGCACCCCUGCCCGCCCCCCUCUACUCCUUCCCCGGAGCCAGCUGCCCCGUCCUGGACCUGCGCCGCCCACCUAGUGAUCUCUACCUCCCACCCCCCGACCAUGGCGCCCCGGCCCGCGGCUCCCCCCACAGUGAAGGGGGCAAGAGGUCUCCAGAACCAAGCAAGACGUCAGUCCUGAGCACCGAGGAUGGCAUUGAACCUGUGUCCCCACCAGAGGGCAUGUCAGAGUCAGGGCACCCCCGGAGUGCCGUGUACCCACUGCUGUAUCGGGACGGGGAGCCGGCAGAGCCCAGGACGGGCUCCAAGUCCCCAGGCAACACCAGCCAGCCACCGGCCUUCUUCAGCAAGCUGACUGAGAGCAACUCGGCCAUGGUCAAGUCCAAGAAGCAGGAGAUCAACAAGAAGCUGAGCACGCACAACCGGAACGAGCCGGAAUACAACAUCGGCCAGCCUGGGACGGAGAUCUUCAAUAUGCCCGCCAUCACUGGAGCAGGCCUUAUGACCUCUAGAAGUCCGGCCGUGCAGGAGCACGCCAGCACCAACAUGGGGCUGGAGGCCAUUAUUAGAAAGGCACUCAUGGGUAAAUAUGAUCAGUGGGAAGAGCCCCCGCCACUCGGCGCCAAUGCUUUUAACCCUCUGAAUGCCAGUGCCAGCCUGCCCGCUGCCGCUAUGCCCAUAACCGCUGUUGACGGACGGAGCGACCACACGCUCGCCUCGCCAGGUGGUGGUGGGAAAGCCAAGGUCUCUGGCAGACCCAGCAGUCGAAAAGCCAAGUCCCCUGCCCCGGGCCUGGCGUCCGGGGACCGGCCACCUUCUGUCUCCUCGGUGCACUCAGAGGGAGAUUGCAACCGCCGGACGCCACUCACCAACCGUGUGUGGGAGGACCGGCCCUCAUCCGCAGGUUCCACGCCUUUCCCCUACAACCCCCUGUUCGUGAGGCUGCAGGCGGGUGCCAUGGCUUCCCCGCCCCCGCCCGGCUUCCCUGCGGGCAGUGGGCCCCUCGCCGGCCCCCACCACGCCUGGGAGGAGGAGCCCAAGCCGCUCCUGUGCUCGCAGUACGAGACGCUCUCCGACAGCGAGUGAGCCGGUGGGCAUGGUGCAGGUCCCUGCCCGCAGCAGGACGGCCCAGGAGGCAGACAGGUGGCUGCGACGCACCCCACCAAGGAAGGAGCCCUGAGUCUGCCCGCGCGUCCGUCCGUCCGUCCGUCUGUCCACCCGGAGCUGGCAUCCUGCCUGUCUAAAGCCUUAACUAAGACCCCCACCCCGGCUGGCCCUGCACAGUGACCGUACUCAGGGCACGUUCACCUGGUGCUCGGAAGGGGAGGGGAGGGCAGCAGGCCGGGGAGGGGACACAGUGAGCGCAUGGUGACCACAAGCACGCAGCCGGGGUGACCAGGGACCUGAAAGAGGAUGACCAGGCGCCUCCAUGCCACUGCCUCCCCUUUCUCCAUUUGGAACCAAAGUAUAAACUGAGCUAGCCCCCGCCCCCAUCCCGCUUAGCGCUCGGGACAGACGGACAGGCACUGUCCAGCCUGCAGUGCUCUGUCAGUCCCCAUAGGCUGCCCCACAGACUGCUGGAAACCACGUCAGACCAGGCGGGGGACGAGAGGGCUGGGCGCGGCCUGGGGCAGCAGAACCACAGGACCUGGACGUGGCCCUCCUGCCCGCGGGGUGGCGGGGCGACGUGUUGGUUUACAGGGUAUAUUUUUGAUACCUUCGAUGAAUUAAUUCAGAUGUUUUAUGCGAGGAAGGACUCACCCAGUAUUAUGCUGCUGUGCUUUCGAUCUCCGCUUACGUUGGGGAGCGUGCAGGCCGACCACCGGUGACCCCUUGUCCACGGGACCCGGGACGGGCUGCCGGCUCACAGCCGCCACGCCCUCCAUCCCUCCCUUCCUUGGGCAGAACGAGUUUGAUGCGUGUUCUGUGGCCACCAUCUGCGCAUGGUGGUGGCCUUCUGUCAUUUACACACGUUGUUCUAAUUAAAAAGCGAAUCAUACUCGAUA